Molecule: messenger RNA, 841 nt
Organism: Drosophila hydei
Lineage: Eukaryota; Metazoa; Arthropoda; Insecta; Diptera; Drosophilidae
Exons: 2
Coding region: 228-836 (202 amino acids)
Source: RefSeq, a predicted model, not a curated record
CUAAUAAGUCGUAUGUUUUCGAUGACCUGGCAACUCUAGCACGUUAGACCGCUAAAAUUCAAUGAUCCGUUGGCCAAACGUUCAAUUAAUUUGAUUUAUUAAAUUUGGACGAAAGAGGUUUGUUUUUUUCCGGCGAAUUUUGUUUGCCAACCAUUUUUGAGUCGAAGCAGCCCUUUUCAUUGCUUAAGGGAACUACCUUAGUCUCAGUGUCUACAUGCCAGUUGAACAUGAGCCUAAAUUGUAAUGAGAACUUCACAAUGGGGAAGGAGGAGGAGGAGCCACUGGAAACGUUGCACAAUUUUGAGUAUAUGAAAGACAUCACUAAUGAUCUGCCGGGGCCAUUGACCAAGGAGCUGUUCAUGGCCAAUUUGGGCCUGAGUAAACAAUCAAGCAAAUCGGAAACGCAAAGUACCAGCAGCAGCAGUCGCAGCCUGAGCUCCCGACAAAAAAGGCGUGCGUUACGCGAGGACAGGGUUAAUCCCUAUGGCAUGCUGCAUAGCUGUGUUGUGCAAGUGCAGGAUAGAAUGGAGAGAACGCUGGUCAGAGAGCGCGAGGCAAUGCAGGAACCGCGCGAGGAGCCGCUGCACAAGAUGAUUCGCUGGCUAAUGGAUUUGCCGCAACGAUUUGAACUCUCUCGCCUCUCCUUCUCAGCGCUACGCUGCAACGAAUGCUAUCUGUGCGAGGGCGUCGAGUAUCCGUGCACCCGUUGCCGCCAGCAGUUCCAUCAGGAGUGCCAUGCCGAUCAAGGCAGACGAAAGCCACACCGUCUGUGCCCGUCCUGUACACGCAACUCAAUUAGAAAUCCCAAUGCUGAGUUGCUGGAUGCAGGCGAUUGAUAAAU